Messenger RNA from Gopherus flavomarginatus (Mexican gopher tortoise), 1440 nucleotides. It is a transcript of the gene XCR1, whose product is annotated as X-C motif chemokine receptor 1. Gene Ontology annotation, molecular function: chemokine receptor activity. The record is from RefSeq and is a predicted model, not a curated record. The transcript is spliced from 3 exons. Bases 373 to 1440 code for a protein of 355 amino acids. Gene Ontology annotation, cellular component: membrane. Lineage: Eukaryota; Metazoa; Chordata; Testudines; Testudinidae. Gene Ontology annotation, biological process: G protein-coupled receptor signaling pathway; immune response; chemotaxis.
ACCACAUUCCUGGCACCUGGACAGAAGUGAGGAAAGAUUUAACUAUUGCCUGAGCAGAUGCAGGAUAGUUGAGGAGUGUGCAUUUGGAAGACUGAAGGCAUGUGGAGAUUUCUAAUGACAAGCUCAAUCUCUGUGACGGAGAAAUGCUACAGCGAGGUUAAGUAGGCACUGUACUGCUUCAGUGUAGACACCAUCUACGCCAACAGGAGGGAUUCUCCUAUCAGCAUAGGUAAUCCACCUCCCUGAGAGGCUGGAUCAGUGGAAGAAUUCUCCAGUCAACCUAGUGCUGUCUAUAUGGGGACUUAGAUUGGCUGAGAUUUUUCACACCCCAGCCUGAAACAGCUCACAGUGACUAUUGUUUCAUGGUGCAGCAUGCAGCAUGGUUCAUACAUCCAAAUGGAUGAAUCCAGCUUUGACUUAAACUCAUUUCCAGACUACUAUGAGGAGUAUGGGAACUUGACUAAUUAUACUGGCUCUGGUAAUGUGUGUGAAAUGGAUGACCUCCACGCAUUUGGUGCCCAUCUCACCACCAUCCUGUACUCUCUUGCGUUUGUUCUUAGCCUGGUGGGAAAUAGUUUGGUGUUAUGGAUCCUAAUGAAGUAUGAAAGCCUUGUGUCUUUAACAAACAUCUUCAUCAUGAACCUUUGCAUCUCCGACCUGGUCUUCUCUUGCAUGCUGCCCUUCUGGAUUGUGUAUCAUUUGCAUGGAUGGAUUUUUGGUGAUUUUCUCUGCAAGGCUGUGAAUACUGUUUUCUCCAUCAGCUACUACAGUGGUAUUGUCUUUUUGACUAUAAUGACUAUUCUCCGGCAUAUGGCAGUUGUGAACCCUUUGUCAACCUUGAGUACUCAGACACGCCAGUGUGGCAUUCAGGUGAGCUUGGCCAUUUGGGCUGCUAGCAUAUUAGUCGUGGUUCCUGAGAUGAUUUUCACCCAAGUGCAAACUGAUCUGGAUGGUUUCAGUACCUGCGAUUACACUGACUUACAUUGGAAAAGGGUAGAAAUUUAUCAGCGAAAUGUCUUCUUUCUCUUUUCCUUUACUGUUAUUGUAUUUUGUUACAUCAAGAUACUGAAAAUUCUGCUCAGAACAAGAUCUCAUAGGAAGCACAGAACUGUGAGACUCAUCUUUACCAUUGUGGUAGCUUUUUUCCUGAGUUGGGCACCUUAUAAUAUAUUCUGUUUCCUGCAAACUUUGCCAGCUCAUUACAUCUUUCUGAACUGUGAGAUUCAAAAAAACAUUGAAUAUGCCUUCUACAUCAGCCGCAAAAUUGCCUUUUCCCACUGCUGCCUCAACCCUGUGCUCUAUGUAUUUGUUGGAGUCAAAUUCAGAAGACAUUUGAUGCACCUAUGCAAUUACCUCUGGCCAUGCAAUAAUGGGAAAAUCUCCAGCCCCAGGAUUUAUUCUCAUGGCAAAUUCCACUAUGAAGAUGCUUCCAUUUACUGA